AUGCGCCUAUCGUCAGGCCUCCUCCUGGCCAGCGCCUCCAGUGCGUUUGGCCAAUUUACCCAGUUUACUAGAUUUACAAACACCAGCACCUCUGCUGUCGCGACCUCAACCUCUCUAACUGAGUUUGAGACUUCUUCUGUCCCACCUACCGCGAGCAUAGAAACCACUCCCACCAGUGUCGAGAGCACAGCUUCAUCUUCAGCACCAGCCUUUGCACCAAUUGUGCUCAAUCUCAAAGACGCCAUCUUGGGCCCUGGUGCUUCAUUCUACCCGCCACCAGACGGCGAUACGAUUCUCAUGUCUCCUGUGGCUAGUGACUCUGUCCUCAGGCGUCGCGCUGGUCCUGUUCCUUUUCCGGUUAUCGCCCCCUUGGUUCUGCCCAAUAAUGCAGUUUCCACUUUUAAACAACAAAUCUCUUCAGCCAUAGCGUCUGCUUUAAGCAUCGGCGUCUACAGGAUCCCGAUAACUAAUGUCUCGUGCGGUGGCGCAAUCGUUUGCACCAGUGGAUCCAGGAAGCGGGCCGAAAGUAGCCCUUGUGCUUUCCAAGUUAUCGCCAAUGGUGAGGUUAUCCAGAUUCAACCUAUCCCCAAAAGCUUUAGCGGCAGUAUUGAAAUAUCUACCAACCCUUUCGUUCUGCAACUAGAGAACGAAUUGAAGCUCCAACAAUCUUGCGGCGAUGUGAUCGUCCCUGUAGUCAUUGAAGCGGUCACGCUCCAAGAUGCUCAGGGUGUAACUCCAACUCCUAUCCCUACACCCAGUGUCGGUGUUCCUACAGGUAGUGAGACUGGGUCUUCGAGCGAAACCAGCGGCGCAGAGAUUACUACCAACUCCGAAGGCGAGACCAUCUUCCCUACUGAUACUACUACUAAAACCAACAGUCAAGGCUUCACGACCAACUCGAACGGCGAAACUAUCUUCCCUACUGGAACUGUUAUCGCUACAAACUCGGAAGGGGCCACUACUAACUCAGACGGUGAGACUGUCUUCCCAACUGAAACUGUUACUGGUGUCAACACCAACUCUGAGGGUGCCACAACCAACUCGGAGGGAGAGACUGUCUUCCCUACUGGCACUUCUACUGGUACAGUUUCUUCUGCCUCUUCAACUUCUACUUCGAUUGCUGCUGGUUUUCCUGGUGAUGUCGGCGGUUUCAGUCUCUUCGGAUGCGCAGGAUCUACCGCUGGAUUCCCUACCUAUACCCUUGCCGAGUCCAGCUCAUUGAUGGGUCUAAAUCUAUGUGCUAGCCUUUGUGAAGGGCGUGCUCAUUUUGGUGUUCAUGAUACGUGA
Molecule: messenger RNA, 1287 nt
Organism: Fusarium musae
Lineage: Eukaryota; Fungi; Ascomycota; Sordariomycetes; Hypocreales; Nectriaceae
Exons: 2
Coding region: 1-1287 (428 amino acids)
Source: RefSeq, a predicted model, not a curated record